This is a messenger RNA of Aspergillus aculeatus ATCC 16872, 1239 nucleotides long. It is a transcript of the gene pex10, whose product is annotated as ubiquitin-protein ligase peroxin 10. Gene Ontology annotation, biological process: protein import into peroxisome matrix. NCBI's taxonomy places the organism in Eukaryota, Fungi, Ascomycota, Eurotiomycetes, Eurotiales, Aspergillaceae. The coding region runs from base 34 to 1158 and encodes 374 amino acids. The transcript has a single exon. The record is from RefSeq and is a predicted model, not a curated record. Gene Ontology annotation, molecular function: zinc ion binding. Gene Ontology annotation, cellular component: peroxisomal membrane.
UGUUUAUCGUCCUCUCUGGUCGCUCUUCUCACAAUGGCUGACGAAGAUCUUUCUAUAACCACCGCCUUGGCUCCCACUACCUCCAUACGUCCCUCGGGCCACUUCUACCCUUUCGCUACCUCGCCAGAUAUCAUCCGCUCCCACGAGAAGGAUGUCUUUCUCUCUGCGAGCUUGACCAACCAAGCUCAAUCAAUCGCCCGUUCCCUUCGUGGGGCUCGGUUUGCCCAUACGCACUCUGAGGCCAUCAAACGACUGACCGAGACCCUGUAUUUCUCCCUCACCACAUUGAUCGGGAAUCGGACAUUGGGCGAGGAGUACUGUGAUCUGGUCCAAUUGGAGGACGAUACACUGCAACUCCCUUCCCUCCCCCGGCGGGUCGGAUACAUCCUCAGCAGCAUCCUACUCCCGUGGGCGCUUCAGCGGAUCCUCCCCGCAUUCCGACAGCGAUUGCGAGCCAAACUCGAACAUAGUGUUGCCCGCCAGCAGGUCAAGAACGCCCAGACCAAGAGCACGCGAGACGACCAGCGCGACCAUUCGGGCUCUUUCUUCACCAAACUGCGGAUACAGCGAUAUAUCCUGGAGCACCUCGACUCCAUCACGUCUUUGUCACCCAUUUACGCCGUCAGCAUCGCGACCUUCUAUUUCACCGGCGCCUACUACCACCUCUCGAAGCGCUUCUGCGGCCUGCGUUAUAUUUUUACCAAGAAGAUCAACGAGAACGAGCAGCGGGUAGGCUACGAGGUCCUGGGCGUGCUUCUCGUGCUGCAGAUCGCAGUCCAGGGAGUUCUGCACAUCAAGAAGAUGGCCGCCGGCCUGCAGCAGGAGGACCAGGACCUUCACGCAGCGGACGCUGGAGCGGCUGACGGUCAAGGCGAUAAGGCGAUAACCUCCGUUGAGAAUCCGUCUUCGCUUCCGCUUUUGCCCGCUAGCCGUGCCCGGUACGACUUCGCCGAGGACCCGAACGCUGUUCCCUGGAUACCGGCUGGCCAACAGCGCAAGUGUACCCUGUGCCUAGAGUUGUUCAAAGAUCCGAGUGCUACCACUUGCGGUCAUGUGUUCUGUUGGACAUGUGUUCGAGACUGGGUACGCGAGAAGCCGGAGUGCCCGCUCUGCCGCCAGGAGGUCCUCCUUUCUAAAGUGCUACCCUUGAGAGGGUAGUACUAGUCUCAGAGGCGUCCCACCUAGUCCCGUCGCAUACUGCUUUCUUGGCAUGUUUCAGCGUUGCAGAUUGCUUGUUUC